Molecule: messenger RNA, 1047 nt
Organism: Lepisosteus oculatus (spotted gar)
Lineage: Eukaryota; Metazoa; Chordata; Actinopteri; Semionotiformes; Lepisosteidae
Source: RefSeq, a predicted model, not a curated record
CAUUAACCAUUUUGUUGUCUCCUUUUGCUUUGUCUGCUUGGAUUGUUUAUUUUAGGUCAUUUAUGUCAUCCGGAACCCCAAAGAUAUCUGCGUUUCUUACUAUCAUUUCUCCAAAAUCAUGGUCAGAUUUGUUACACCGAAGGACUUUGAUGAAUCGCUGGAUCGGUUCCUGAGUGGCAGGAUGGUCUCUGGAUCCUGGUUCGACCACGUCCGGGGAUGGUACACUCACAAAGAUGACUUUAACAUCCUCUUCUUAACCUAUGAGGAGAUGGUCAAGGAUCUGCGCUCCGCGGUGGUGAAGAUCAGCAAGUUCUUGGGGAAGAAUCUGGACGACUCAGCCAUUGACAGGAUCGUGCAGAAGACCACUUUCAAAAACAUGAAGGAGGACCCCAAAGCCAACUACGAGUUCAUGACAGAAGAUGUCCUGGACAAGAGCAAGGGGAGGUUUCUGCGCAAAGGUACCAUCGGCGACUGGAAGAACAGUUUCACCGUGGCGCAGAAUGAGCGCUUUGACCAGGUGUACCGGGAGAAGAUGAAAGGGCUCCCCCUGCAGUUCAUCUGGGAUAUCACCGAGCUGCAGGCCUGAGGCGCCGGCCCUGUUGCCCGGGCAACGGCUGUGGAAGGGGGCGUGUCUCACAUUGCUUUCUGGGCGUCCAAGCAAAUGACCAAAUCCAUACUGUGAUCAAGCUCAUUUUUUGUCUUUCUAGACAACGAUUCCCAAAUUGUUCUCCAAGAAGUUCUGGAAGUCUCUCAGGCAGCUCUGUGAAGUCGCCCCCCUACAAACAGCACACACACAAUGAGACACAGCACAGACCAGUCUCAUUCGGUAGCGAUCAGCCAGUGCUGAUCUGUACUGCUGCAAGCAGCACCCGAGAUGGUUUAGUUUCCCAAAUAUAGCGCCGUCCUUAGUGGGGAGUCACAUGACUCUUGGUGCUGUCAUGGGGGUGGGUGGGGAGAGUUGGAGUUGAGUAAUGUUAUACCCCCAGAAAAGAAGGCGCUACUGUAUAUCCCUGGAACAAUAAACGGCAAUAAAGGACAAGAAUGAAA